AAAAAAAAGUAUGAAGAAAGUGAGGUUAUUUGUAUUUAGUUUCGGUUUUAAGCAGUUUUAAGGUAUUUAUGCGGAAAUGGAUAAUUUAAAAGUAUUGUGUUCCAAGUUGAUUAAAUUGAGAGUAGAUCACAUUGUAACAAGAUCAGCGAAAUUUACAGUAAAAUACAGACCUCCUCAUUGGUAUGCACCCAAAGUGAAUGUGGUGAAGGAUGAUGACUUAACACAAGAUAACAUGCAAUUCAUAAAAGAAGUAAUUAGUGACAGAAAUGAUUCUCAGCAAGAAUUAGAAUCACCAUUGGUCCAAAGUAUAUCUCAUACUUCUCAGCAAUGGCUGCCAACAACUCGAAGGGUUGGCUUAAUAGCACGUAAAAUAGGCAACUAUCCCGUUUGGUCUAAUAACGGCAAGAAAAUGCAGACAACAUUACUUCAGGUGGUUGAUAACCAUGUUAUAAAAUAUAUACCACCAGAAGAAUUUAAGCCAAUGCUGACCACCGAACGUAACUGGCGAGAAAAAAGAAAAUUAGGCUGUAUGUUAGUAGGAUCUGAAACAAUAAAUCCCUCUACAGUUACAAAGGACUAUUGUGGUCUAUUUAACAGUGUUGGCAUGCUACCGAAAAGACACUUGCGCAGAUUCAUGGUUUCGCCAGAAGCUGCUCUUCCUACUGGGACACCAUUAUUUGCUACACAUUUUAGAGUUGGCGAUUAUAUAGAUAUACGAGCAAAAACGAUUGAUCGAGGUUUUCAGGGCGUUAUGAAACGGUGGGGUUUCAAGGGAAUGCCCGCAUCGCAUGGAGUUACCAAGACUCAUCGACGUCCAGGGAAUAUAGGUUCCGGGGGUGAAAAAGCCCGUGUAUGGCCUGGAACCAAAAUGCCAGGUCACAUGGGAAAUAGAUGGAGAAUAAUUCGUGGGGUAAAAAUACUUCGAGUUAAUACAAAAUACAACGUUUUGUGGACAUUGGGAGUUGCCAUUCCUGGUGAAACUGGGGCAAUGUGUUAUUUAUUUGAUACGGUUCUUCCUCUUCGUAAACUGAAAAGUAGUCCACCAUUUCCCACAUAUUUUCCCUCCGAUGAUCUUCCCGUCGAAUAUUAUGAUGAAUGUGUUCAUCCCUUUUCCGAUCCAACUUUAACAUUUGAAGAAACAUAAUUAGGAAACUUAUAUUGAUAAUGUAAUUAAAUAUAGAUUAAAAUAAAUUGGCUUACGC
This is a messenger RNA of Chilo suppressalis (striped riceborer), 1202 nucleotides long. The record is from the annotation of a GenBank genome assembly. Lineage: Eukaryota; Metazoa; Arthropoda; Insecta; Lepidoptera; Crambidae.